CGUCACCUCCACCUGCCAGUCCAUGGAAAUGAAACCUACCGGCCUCUGCAGAGAAACCUCUUCGGCUUUCGGAAUCUCAAUCUGGUGAUUAGUUCUCAGCUGAUUCAGCUCUUCCAUCUCUCUGAUCUCCCCAGCUAUGGCCUCUAAUGGAGCUUCCACGAGAGCUGGAGAUGCGGAGAACAGCUUGGAGAAGAUCAAGCGGCAGCUGGCCACGGGCUCCGGUAGGAACCUGCUGCAGGGACCACUCCUCAAGCGAUCCGAAACUCUGAGGAAGUGGAAUGAGCGAUGGGUGAUCCUUGACCCUACCACAGGGAGAAUGGAAUACAAGAUUAGGAGAAAUGAACCUGCAGUCAAGGGAACCAUUAUCUUUGAUGCAAACAGCACCAUUACAAUAUCUCCUGUGAACUUUCAUGGGUUGCCGAAGUAUGAUGGCUGCUGUUUCUAUAUUGGCACCCCAACAAAGAAAGACUAUUUUCUCUGUGCUGAAACUCCUGGGGCAGCUAGAGCUUGGGUCGCGACACUACAUUCAUCGCAGUUGGUUCUGAAGGCUCAUAAAGAAGCUGUGAACUCCUUAAGCGGUAAUGGCUCCGCAAAAUUGGGAACUGUGGCAACUGUAGUUGCUGCAGCUAAUUCGACGGCUCUAGAAUGUUCAAAAGAAAUUGAGGCAGCAAUGCAGGUGUCAAUGAGAAAUGCUCUGGGAGUGAUGACAAAUAAACCAAUUGACGGUCCAAUGGAUGAUUUGACUAUCAUGAAGGAAACGCUUCGGGUUAAGGAUGAGGAGCUGCAGAAUUUGGCUAGGGAUCUCCGUGCACGUGAUUCAACUAUUAAAGAAAUUGCUGAGAAACUCUCGGAGACUGCCGAAGCUGCUGAGGCUGCAGCAUCUGCCGCUCACACAAUGGAUGAACAAAGGAGAAUAGCUUGUUCAGAAAUUGAACGCUUGACACAAAAAUAUGAGAAGCAGUUGGUGUCGUCAAAGACAAAGCUAAAAGAAUCUGAUGAAAAGGUUGCAGCCCUGACUAGGGAAAGGGAUCAAUUGAUUAAGCAAAGAGACUCCGCCCUUCAGGAGGCACAGCUCUGGCGUUCAGAGCUUGCAAAAGCUAGGGAACGUGCUGUCAUACUGGAAGCAGCUGUGGUACGGGCUGAGGAGAAAGUGAGGGUAACAGAAGCAGAUGCUGAAGCUAAAAUAAAGGACGCUGAGCAGAAAGAGUCGGCCGCAAUGAAGGACAAGCAAGAGCUUCUGGCAUAUGUUAAUGUGCUUCAAGCACAACUUCAAAGACAGCACAUCGACUCGAAGCAAGUGUUUGAAGAGAAGGUUGAGUUCUGCUCGGACAUGACGAAACAUGUGGACUCGUCUGAGGAGAAUGUGGACAAGGCCUGCCUCAGCGUCUCUCGAGCAAUCCCUGUCUCUGGAGAGAGCGUGAUCCACAUGUCAGAGGACCAAGCCAAUCCCCAGCCAGUUCGAGAAGGUGAGUGGAGUGAUAUCCAGGCAACUGAUGCGAGGAUUGCUGAUGUUAGAGAAGUGGGCCCACCUCAGGUGGAAGCCGGCAGCUUGGACAUUCCCGUGGUUCAUGACACCCAAGAACAAGGAGUGGCCUCUUAUCAUCAUCAACCUUGAAAUAUGAAUCCAGCAGGGUAGAUAUUGCGACCGAACAGUUCCAGCACAGAUGACGGCAGUCCAUAUAAAGGGAAAACAGAGAAGCUGUGUUAGUCAUAGGAUGAUUUGAUCUUCUUGUGACCUAAUUGAUCAGACAUGUCUGUUCCAUCAGAAAUGAAUGCUUCCGGUUUUAUCUUCCAUGUGUAUACAAUAAGCUAUCCAUGGUAUAUGUGUAGUCCUCCCCAGCUUUCCGAGGAGCUUUCAUGUAAUGUAAAUCUUUCGAUGGUUGAUGAAGAUUGUAUCGGUCUUGCUAUUCUAUGCCGGGACAUUGUGGAUUGAUGACUGGUAUUCAGCGUGGAUAUUGAUAUGAACCAUGCCGGAUCCUUGGAGUCAUCA
Messenger RNA from Punica granatum (pomegranate), 1990 nucleotides. The record is from RefSeq and is a predicted model, not a curated record. NCBI's taxonomy places the organism in Eukaryota, Viridiplantae, Streptophyta, Magnoliopsida, Myrtales, Lythraceae.